CUCUAUCAAUCUGCUGCCACUACCAACUCACCGGGCACUCGUUAUCUUAUCCUUAUCACAAUGACCACCCCGCAGACAGCACUGGAUGUUCUCCGCCAGAGGACCAUUGUCGACUGCGAUACAAUGGAUGAGCAAGUUGCCAAAACCUUCGGCCCCUUCCAGGAUUGCACUUCCAACCAGGCAAUCGCAUUCGGAGAGCUCUCUAAGCCAGAGCACAAAGACCUGAUCACCGCCUCCGUCAAAGAAGCAAUUGAGCUAUCACCCAAAUUCCCCGGUCCCACCGUCGAGGAAUUGGCUGUCGAGAUCGCAACAAUCAAACUCGCCCUCAAGAUCGCCCCGCACAUCACAGGCCACAUCCACAUCCAAACCAACCCAUACUACUCCUACUCCACCACCAAGACCUUCACAAAUGCAUGGCGUAUCAUCCACCUCACGCAGCACCUCCACCCCACCUUCCCGCAAUCGCGCCUCUGCCUUAAAAUCCCCAGCACCUGGGAGGGCCUGCGCGCCUGCGCGCUCCUCGAAGCCUCCGGGGUGGGCACCCUGGCCACCACCCUCUUCACGCGGACCCAGGCCGCGCUCGCCGCCGAGGUCAGAUGCACCUACGUCGCGCCCUACGUGAACCAGUUGAAGGUGCACUUUGAACCGGGAUCCACCGACCCCGCAAGGCUCCUCCCCCUCUGCCCCAUAAUCCAAAAGUACUACCACGCCAUCGGCAGCCAGACCAAGGUUCUCCCCGCCAGCUUGACGUCCACGGACGAGAUUCUCAGCCUUGCUGGCGUGCAUCACAUCACUAUCACGCCGGCGCUGUUGCAGCAACUGGCAGCAUUGCCGGCUUCGGCUGCUACUGCAGUCCCUAAUCUCUUCGAUGCCGGCCCGCCCGUCGGCUACGACGCUCCGGUGGCGUUUCAGGAUGAUGAGGAGGGGUAUCAGCUUGCGUUUAGUAGGGAGGGGCGGGGGGAGGGUGAGGGGAGGCUUGGGCAGACUGUGAGUAUCUUCUGUGAGAUGCAGGAUCAGUUGGUGCAGAUGAUGGGGGCGGUUUUGAAGGGGGUGCGUAGUGGGUAGUCUGGUUAUGAGGCUGUGCUGUAGGUUGGUCUUCUAGAGAAGAUCGUAGACCACCUGUAGGGUCUUUCCCUGCGUUAAAACUGAGAGGGGGUUUGAGGAAAGGCAGUUGGUGGAGUACAGCGCCCCGCAGAGGCAGAUAUUAUAUCAGAACAUAGUCUACCCACACCAAACGAAGUUACAGUAC
Aspergillus uvarum CBS 121591 is the source of this 1249-nucleotide messenger RNA. RefSeq names its product transaldolase family protein. Gene Ontology annotation, cellular component: intracellular anatomical structure. Gene Ontology annotation, biological process: pentose-phosphate shunt, non-oxidative branch; carbohydrate metabolic process. Lineage: Eukaryota; Fungi; Ascomycota; Eurotiomycetes; Eurotiales; Aspergillaceae. The coding region runs from base 61 to 1065 and encodes 334 amino acids. Gene Ontology annotation, molecular function: transaldolase activity. The transcript has 7 exons. The record is from RefSeq and is a predicted model, not a curated record.